AUGGCGGCAUCUCUGUUCACAUACUCCUCAACCUCUCGAAGAGUCGUUCCUGCCCCAAACUCUCCUCCACUUCCAAUUCACAUCAAGGCAACCAAUGUCGUCUUCAACCCUGACAUUCCAGAGGUUCAUCGAGGUCUUGGACUCGAUGAUUUCGUCAAUUUCUUGGCUUCUUGCCGCCUCCGAUAUGCAAUCAGUGAUGUACCGUCCGAGUUCUUCCCUGAACAAGUAUGUGAGUUUUACUAUACUGCAACAGUUAAUGAAGAAAACAAUGCCAUCACCGGAACCAUUGGUCAUGGCAGACACUCUGUCUUCAUCACCGCAGAACUACUCAGUGCUGCUUUAAGGUUACCAAUUUUCGAACCCUUUUCUGAACCUCCAACUAUUGAAAGAUGUAAACGAAUAUUUGAUCAACUGGGCUAUGAUCAUUCAAAGGCUGGUACUCGAUCAGCUCUUAUUUUGCGUCAGUGCAUGACCCCAGGCUGGAAGUUUUUCACUGGUGCUUUAUGCAAGUGUGUGGGUCACAAGUCUCGCAGUGGUGAUCAAUUGAGCAAUUAUGAGCAACAAGUCGUCUGCUCCCUUCUUCUCAACAAAAGAUUAGAUUAUGGGGCACUAUUCUUUGAUCAGCUUGUUCAGCUUCUACGUGCAAAUGUGCGUGCUGAUCAUGUUCCCUUUCCACGCUGGAUUGCCCUGGUGUUCGACAAAUUCUUCGCUGCUGACUACUUUUCUCACUCUGGGAAUCCAAUCCAAUGCCCUCGAAUGUCCGUUCGUAUGUAUCAGGAUGAUCCUUUGGAUACUGACAUUGGAAUCUCCGAUAGGAUGAGAGAAUGGAUUGCCAAUCCAUACACUAUGCCUUCUCUCACCGCUGACACUGAUGAAGGAGGUGCUGAUGGUAAUCGUAUGGAUCAUGCUGAUCAAGAGGUGGAACAUCAUGAUGGCGGCCAUUUCUCCCCUCAACUUUCUCAUCACCUCAUCUCGGCCACUGGCAAAGCCUCCUCAGCACCACAGGAUUCCAUGCCUCUGGGGGGCAACCAUCACAGGGGGAGCAUCAGUCUCAGGGGGAGCAUCCAUCACCAGCAGCUCACCACUUCUCUCCAAGGAUGCAACCUAGCUCUCCAGUUGCCCCAGCGUCUGCUUCGUAUUGAGGCUGAUGUUCAAAAAAUCAAGGAGGUUCUCUUACUUACUCCUCCCUCUAGUCCCAAAUCUAAUGAUGCUCAAAAAGGGGGAGAUACUGAUGAUGAUGCUGAUGCUGAUGAUCAUGCUGAUGGUGAACCAAAUGCUCAUGCUGAUGGUGAACCAAAUGAGAAAGACACAGAACCUGCUGACAACACUAUCUUUCAGCAUGAAUCAUCCAACCCCAUUCCUGAAUCUGAUUCUGUGGGGCAUAAUAGUCCAGCAGCUACUGAAAAAUUGUUUGAAGACAGUGAGCAUGAUGAAGAGCAUGAUGAACCUGAUGAUGAAUGUCAAAUUCUUGACAUGAACAUCAUUGAUCCUCUCAUUCCAGUUCAGCAAGAAAGCUUCGAAGACCUUGAAGAAUCUCAUCCGAUAUUAGUCGAUCCUAUUGCUGAUCCCAUCAUUCCGGUCCAAGGAGAGGAUUCGGACAUUGCCAGUGAAGAAUCUCAUCCGCUGUCUCGAAAGCGGAAGUUAGCUUUAGGAGCAGCCUUCCGUUUCUACCCUUUACCAUUUUCAAUGGCGAAAACAGGAGCAUUACUAGGAAGGCUUGAAUUCUUCCCCUUCAAUCCUGACUUAAUACUACUUUCUGACUUACCGAAGGACACUCAGAAAGGACUUAGCAUCAAGUUUUAUUAUCCACUUUAG
Molecule: messenger RNA, 1815 nt
Organism: Lactuca saligna
Lineage: Eukaryota; Viridiplantae; Streptophyta; Magnoliopsida; Asterales; Asteraceae
Source: the annotation of a GenBank genome assembly